AUGACUGAAUCUCAUAAUAUCCUUAUCACGGGUGCGUCAGGCUACCUCGGGGGAACUUUACUUGCUCGUUGGGCAAGCGCCAGCCUCACGGGCUACGAUAAGCUGUUCGCACUCGUUCGAACAGACGCACAGCGGGAGCAAGUAAAGCAAUACGGGGCCGAACCUCUUACUUUUUCUCCUCGAGAUGAGCAGGCAGUCCGAAAUGUAGUGAUACAGAACCGUAUCACUAUUGUCUUUUACUUGAUUGAUGCUUUCGAAUCUGUGGGCCAAGAAAACUUCAUCAAAGCUUUGGGCGAAGUGAAGUCUCAGACGGGUCUAGACGUUCACUUGCUUCACACAUCGGGAGCCAAGAUCUUUUCGGGUCUUGCAGGUGCCCCCACGGAUAGUUCGCUCUUGGACACUGACCCCAGGCUAUAUGAAAUCCAGAAAGCUCAAGAACCUCCCAUUUCUCUCAUGCAAAAACCUGUUGAGACGAAUACCCGAGUUAUUGACCUAGCACAAGCCAACGGUGUGAAGUCUUAUGUAUUUGCUCCCUGCAUAGUCUAUGGAAGGGGAGAAGGAUUUGGCAAUCCUAUUUCCAUCCAAACCGUCGACAUUGUCAAAGCCGCUAGUGCGGCUGGUCAAGUUUACUCAGUCACACCUGGUCGCCCAACUUGGCCUGUCUGCCACGUAAUUGAUAACACGUCCCUUUACCUUCAAAUUCUGCGCUCAAUUUUGAACGGAGAAAAGCCAGAAUACGGGAAGAACGGCUACUAUCUCGCAGCUUCCGGUAGUGUUACCUGGGAUGACCUGUAUGAGGCGAUGGCCAAGGCACUCAAGGUCCGGAACGUCAUUACAGAUGAACGUGUCGUUCCCGCAGACGAAACGGCCCUUGGCAAGAUGGCUCACGGGCUAGGCACGGAGAGCUCUCUCGUACAAAUGAGAUUGGCUGGAAAGUGUACCUUCACAGCCAAGCACGGUGCUCAACUUGGAUGGAAACCGCAAUUUCCCCCCGAACAUAUCCUUGAAGCUGCUGAUGAUGAAGUCGAGCUUAUUCUACAAACGCUCCGUAGCGAUGCAAGCUCUGGUGACAAGCCAUGGUAUAAGAAAGAGUAA
Messenger RNA from Colletotrichum paranaense, 1095 nucleotides. RefSeq lists its product as uncharacterized. The record is from RefSeq and is a predicted model, not a curated record. Lineage: Eukaryota; Fungi; Ascomycota; Sordariomycetes; Glomerellales; Glomerellaceae. The transcript is spliced from 6 exons. The coding region runs from base 1 to 1095 and encodes 364 amino acids.